GUUUAAUGUCUAACUUGGCGACAUUGUUAGACACAAUAACAGCUGUCGUUACUUUUCACGUAAGAUUUCAAAGCUGCGCUAAAUGUUUCGUAGGUUAGGAUAACAGCAUUUACUUCAGUAACCUACCUUUAGGAACCACCAUUUCGCUUGCUGCUACUCAGCCAGUGAAAUGUGCAUUCUGAUAAAGUCGAGUCAGUGAGUAAAGUUACUAUGGUGAAGAGACUCACUGAUCGAGGAGAGGAGACGGGACACAAUCAGAGUUAACGAUACAAAACUUUGGAUGGGAUCCUUUGGUCCGUUGGGAACAUGGAUCUCGGACUUUCGUAUAGUUCUGGCUGUAACGUUACUGAAACGCGGCAGCUUGACCAACUGAGCGUGAUGGUGAAAGAAGAAGAUAUAAAAGAGGAGGAAUGUGGUCAUAUGAUUUCAUGUCCAGAUGAAGAUGAAAAGCCCUUUGCAGAUCCUCACUGUAAAGCUGAAACAGACGUCACAGAGUCCAACGUUAGUUACACUGAAACACAACAGACAACUGCGGAGAUUGAAGUGAAGAAAGAAGAUGAACAAGAACACAAUUAUCUGCUGGGAAAAAAAUUUGGAUGGGAUAAUCUUUGGUCCGUUGGGAACAUGGAUCUCGGACAUUCGUUUAGUUCUGGCUGUAACGUUACUGAAACGUGGCAGCUUGACCAACUGAGCGUGAUGGUGAAAGAAGAAGAUAUAAAAGAGGAGGAAUAUGAUCAUAUGAUUUCAUGUCAAGAUGAAGAUGAAAAGCCCUUUGCAGAGCUUCACUGUAAAACUGAAACAGACGGCACAGAGUCCAACGUUAGUUACACUGAAACACAACAGACAACCGCGGAAGUGAAGAUUGGUGAUGAUGAUGAACAAGAACAUGAUUAUCUGGUGGAAAGUGUGUCUGAACACCCAGAUGUAACGCAACAGAAGAUCCAUGGACACAACGAUGAACUCAACCUGCAACUCAAAGGAAGGCUGCACCACUGCACAGUCUGCAGGAAGAGUUUUACGGCCCUUACUGAACUCGAGAAACACCAGCAAACACACUCUGUUAGUGUGAAUGAAAAGCAGAGCACUGAUGGCAAAAUUCGACAUAAAUGCAUCGAGUGUGGAAAAUCUUAUUCAAGUUUUUGGUGUCUUAAAACCCACAUGCUAAUACACACUGGAGAGAAGCCUCAUAAGUGUAAUCAAUGUGAAAAAGCUUUUUCACAAAGUGCUAGUCUGAAAUCCCACAUGCGUAUACACACUGGAGAGAAGCCUUAUAAAUGUGUUCACUGUGGGAAAGCUUUUUCAUUUAGUUCAAAUCUUAAAUCCCACAUGAUCUCACACACUGGUGAAAAGCCUCAUAAAUGUGACCAAUGUGGAAAACCUUUUUCACAAAGGUCAACUCUUAAGUUCCACAUGCUAAUACACACUGGAGAGAAGCCCCAUCUAUGUGUCCAGUGUGGAAAAGCUUUUUCACUAAUUUCACAUCUUAAAAGACAUAUUUUAAUUCACACUGGAGAGAAGGCUCAUAAGUGUAACCAAUGUGGAAAAGCUUUUUCACGAAUUGCUGAUCUGAAAUCCCACAUGCGUAUACACACUGGAGAGAAGCCUUAUAAAUGUGUUCAGUGUGGGAAAGCUUUUUCAUCAAGUUCAACUCUUAAAACCCACAUGCUAAUACACACUGGAGAGAAGCCCCAUCUAUGUGUCCAGUGUGGAAGAGCUUUUUCACUGAUUGCACCUCUGAAAAGACAUAUUUUAACUCACACUGGAGAGAAGGCUCAUAAGUGUAGCCAAUGUGGAAAAGCUUUUGCAGUAAUUGCUAAUCUGAAAUCCCACAUGCGUAUACAUACUGGAGAGAAGCCUUAUAAAUGUGUUCACUGUGGGAAAGCUUUUUCACAAAGUUUAUCUCUUAAAAACCACAUGAUCUACACAGGAGAGAAGCCUUAUAAAUGUGUCCAAAGCAGAAAAGCUUGUUAGCUCUGAAAACCCACAUGCUAAUGCACAAGAAAGAGCAGGCACACAGUCACAUUAUCAGGGAUUCCUAAUGUUACUUCCUACUUCGCUUAAUCGACAGUCAACAGCAUCAGCAGUCAGGAGAAGUUUGUUGUUCUAUCUUUGCAAUAAAUACAUGUACACUUUCAA
Molecule: messenger RNA, 2136 nt
Organism: Alosa alosa (allis shad)
Lineage: Eukaryota; Metazoa; Chordata; Actinopteri; Clupeiformes; Clupeidae
Product: zinc finger protein 501-like
Exons: 4
Coding region: 307-1971 (554 amino acids)
Biological process (GO): regulation of transcription by RNA polymerase II
Cellular component (GO): nucleus
Molecular function (GO): RNA polymerase II cis-regulatory region sequence-specific DNA binding; DNA-binding transcription activator activity, RNA polymerase II-specific
Source: RefSeq, a predicted model, not a curated record